AUGAAGAAGGCUUUGGGGUUGUCAAAAUUUCUUGGUGAUUUUAAGGGACUAGAUGGAGCAAUUGUUAAGGCAACAAACUAUAAGCAUGCAUUACCAAAGGAAAAACACGUUCGUACCAUUUUUCUAUCACUUUCUCCAUCAAAACCUCGGAACGAGGUGAUUUACUGUAUUCAUGGUGUGACCAAGCGUUUUAGCCAAACUAAUAACUGGGCUGUUGCCAUGAAAACACUUAUAGUCAUACAUCGUGCCAUGAGGGAACUCGAUUCCACACUUUGGGAAGAGCUUGUACACUAUAGACAUGUAAGGGGUCACAUGAUUGACUUAUCAUACUUUCAUGAAAAAUCAGUCCCCAAUGAUUAUUCUAUUUGGAUCCGUAGUUAUGUCCUCUACUUAGAAGAGCGUCUAAAAUGUUUUGCUCUUGUGAAUUACGACGUUGCAACAAAUAGUUCGAAAUAUUCGCAAAAGCUUGACACCCAAGAGUUGUUGGAGCAAUUGCCAGCCCUACAAAAUCUUCUCUCUCGACUUCUUGAUUGCAAGCCAAGGGGUGUAGCUGCAAAUAAUCGCUUAAUUCAAUUUGCGCUUUCACUCGUGGCUGGUGAAAGUGUCAAGUUAUACGUUGCAAUUACUAUUAGAGUGGUCGAAUUACUUGACAAGUUUUUCGAGAUGUACAAGAACGAUGCUAUUAGGUCACUUCAAAUUUACAAAAAAUCAGUGACUCAGCCUCCUACUUCUUUUAUUAUUACCAUGGAAGAAUAUAUUAAGGAGGCUCCAAGUUCCUUAAUGCUUGAAUACAACAUGGACGUGAAAAGGGAAGGAAUUAUUGAGCACAAAAAUGCAGGUUCAGCGGGUGAUUUUAUGAUGAUAGAAAACAAUGCUGAUAAGUCAACAAAUCCUUCUGCUGAAAAUAACAUGCCUACACCACCACAAGCUGCUGAACUUAUGGGUUUGUAUGACUUACUAACAGGAGCAUCUGAAUUUGAUGAGAAAUCUCUAGCAACAACAAUUAUCGCAACUGAAAACAAUUUAAACUCCACCGAUGAUGAGAAUGAGACCAAUCCAGUACUAGGAUGGGAGGUUGCUCUUUUUGCUGACUUAGAAAGUAAUAAGGAGAAUGUAGUAACUGACAUUGAGGGAAAAGAGAAGAUUGGUGGAAUGGAGUUGUGGAAACAUUUUGACGAGAAAAAUGGUGGUGACACUCAACAAAGUGUAACUCACGAUACGAGCCAAGUAACGUGGAAUCCUUUUGACUUUGAGGGUAGUCAUAGUGACCAAUUUAGCGUGGAAGUGGCGUUCCCAACCUCACAGAAUGAAUUUUGUGCAUUUCCAAACAUGUCAUCCCCAAUUCCAGCUGAAAUGGUGGUGGACAUGCCCUACCAACAUUCGUUGCAGCAACAACAUGAACCUUCUUAUUCUUCAAAUAAAAAAUCGAUCAAUCCUUUCGAUGAAACACAACCAACUCAAAAACCUGAACAUGAUUCAUCAGAUACACUUCUUGUUUCUGGGAUUCUGUCUCUUCAAGGCUCAGACCAAUUUGUUAGCUUGCUGUUCUUUAUCUCUCCUCAGUUUGAAUCAUCUGAUGAGAGAUUCCUGUCUUCAGCUUUAUCUUGGGAGCUGUCCUACUUUCUAUUCAGACAUUCUGUCCCUUUCUCUGUUCUCUGUCCUACUGAAGCUGAGGCAGCUGAAUAUGGUGAGGAUUGUAGCUGUCAGGGCCUACUGGAUCGAAGAAUACAGUCUUUGACACAAGAAUCUUCUUCCUCAGGCAAAUGGGUUUUCUUAGCUAACUGUCAAGGAUGCCAUAGUGACGGCUCAAUCUGUCUGGUUUAUCAUUAUGAUCUCAGGUCCUUGAGUGGUCUUUUGGGUUUUGGUAAUUUUGUUUUCUGCAUCUUGAAGCCAAUCCUGGGAAAGAAAAAGUUUGGAACAAGAUUUCAACAUUGGGUUUCUACAGAUGGUGAAGCAGCACCCAGUGCUGUAACUUUUGGGUCAGUGAUCUUUUAA
Messenger RNA from Sphenostylis stenocarpa, 1995 nucleotides. Lineage: Eukaryota; Viridiplantae; Streptophyta; Magnoliopsida; Fabales; Fabaceae. The record is from the annotation of a GenBank genome assembly.